AUGACGAAUGCUAUGUUUUCUUUCGGGGAGUUCAAUUUUGGUGGAGUUCAGGAUAAACUUAGCUCCACUGAUAAAGGUUCUGAUACUAUAAUGGAAGAGGUGAAAAAAAUUCGGAAACAAGUUCAUUCUUAUGAAGCUGACAAUUGGGGGGACUCAGGGGGAUUUGGUUCCCUUGGUUCUGAUUAUGGAUUUUAUGGCAAUAAUCACUACUCCUCAGAGCUCCUUUUCCCCAAGUUCCAACAACAAGAAGAGCAGCAACCAUUGGUUUCAGACUAUGGAUUAUUUGAUGCCAUGCAGUUUGAUGCUCUCUCUCCACCAUUUCAAGCAUGCUUAGAGGAGAUUGCAAAGCUUGAAGAUAUCCCAACUUUGGUUCCACAUGUUGAACCCAAGAAAGAGAAGCGAGAUUUCUCCUCCUUAGCAGGGCUUGAUCUCUUGAACAACUACGGCAGCGGGUUUAAACGGUUGAAUGGGGAAAGGAUUUUUGAGUCUAGCAAUUACACAGAUCAGGUGACAGGCAGGAAGUUAUCAACUGAAGAAAUCAUGAGGGUGGCAGGAGCAAGGUUCAUUCGGACUUCUUCCCAAGCGUCUGGUGUUGCUUCCAUGCUUAGCCAUCCUUAUGAAUUCUCCUUUUCUGGCCUCUCAGUUGAGGAGACUAGAGAUGUGGAGCUUGUUGAGUUCCUUCUGGCUUCUGCUGAGAAAGUAGGAUAUCAGCAGUAUGAGCGUGCAGGCAAAUUGCUUAAUCGAUGUGAUUUGUUGUCUUCCAGUACCGGGAAUUCAGUUGAACGAGUAGUUUACUAUUUUUCUGAAGCUCUUCGAGAGAAGAUUGAUCGCGAAACUGGAAGAGUCACACCAAAGGGUUUGGGGAACAGGCCUUCAUUUGAUGUUAAUAAGGCAAUGAAGAGACCAAAUGAGACCUCCCUUGCAUGUCAAAUCAAGAUUCCUUUCGGCCAAGUUGCACAAUUUGCUGGAAUUCAAGCCAUUGUGGAAAAUGUGGCUGAGGCUAAGAAGGUACAUGUAAUUGAUCUGGAAAUCAGGAAUGGGGUGCAAUGGACAGGUCUGAUGCAAGCCUUAGUAUCUCGUUCUGAUUGUCCAGUUGAGCUUCUCAAGAUAAGUGCUAUAGGAACUAGUUCCAGAAAAUUAAUUGAGGAAACAGGUAAGAGGUUGGAGAGUUUUGCCGAAAGCAUGAACUUACCCUUUUCUUUCAAAUUAGUGAUGGUACCAGACAUGCUAGAUCUCAAAGAAGAUAUGUUUGAGCUAGAUUCUGAAGAAACAGUUGCUGUCUAUUCUGAGUUCGCAAUGAGAACCAUGGUUGCACAGCCAGAUCGACUGGAAUCUGCAAUGAGAGUAAUCAAAAAAAUCCGUCCAUGUGUAACAGUGGUCACUGAAGUUGAGGGAAAUCACAACUCUCCAGUCUUUGUGACCCGUUUUAUUGAGGCCCUUUUCUUCUUUGGCGCAUACUUCGACUGCGUGGAAACUUGUAUGGAACGAAAUGAUCCAAACAGAAUGAUUUUAGAAUCACAGUACUUUGGGAAUGGACUUAGAAACAUUGUGGCAGCUGAAGGAGAGGAAAGGAAGAUUCGAAAUGUGAAGAUUGACGUUUGGAGGGCAUUUUUCGCACGGUAUGGAAUGGAGGAAAUAGAUUUGAGCCCAUCAUCCUUGUAUCAAGUAGACCUGGUGCUUAAGAAUUUUUCUUGUGGGAGUUCUUGUACAGUCAAUAUGGAUGGGAAAUGCCUUCUUGUUGGGUGGAAGGGCACACCUCUCCAGUCUCUUUCUCUUUGGAAAUUUCUUUGA
This is a messenger RNA of Prunus mume (Japanese apricot), 1791 nucleotides long. Its product is annotated as DELLA protein RGL1-like. NCBI's taxonomy places the organism in Eukaryota, Viridiplantae, Streptophyta, Magnoliopsida, Rosales, Rosaceae. The record is from RefSeq and is a predicted model, not a curated record.